AUAUUUAAUCCAUCGCAUUAAUUCAUUUCUCCUUCGUCUUUGUUCAAACUGUUGCCGAGUUUUGUUCACCGGGGAGAAACUCACCGGACAUUCAAAUUUCUCCAUCUCUUUAUUCAUUUCCCGAAAUUCUCGAGGAUUAAACAAUUUCUAACCGGUAAAUAGAAUAAGAAAUUUUCUGUCACCAUAUAUUGAACUUCAUUCAAUUUACCCAAACCGAAUCCGAUAUUCUCACGCAAUCUCUUGUCAAAGGAAAAAUAGCAUGAGUUUCGGAAUUAUUUCGGCCGCCAUGUUUCCCCGCCAUGUCAGCAGUGCCAAAUCUGGCGAUCUGGUUAUUGUUUAGAUUCUAAUUGGAUAUGCAUCCGUUUUGUUGCGUCUCCACCGUGUCCGAUAACAACCACGCUUCUUAUAAAAACUUCACUGGUCAUCUCCCUACCAUGCCUCCUCCUUCUACGACUAUGUCCACGACGUCUUCAACCCGGUUCGAGCAGUCGGCCCGAUCCAUUACGGCCCAAGUCAACCACCAUUAUAGCAACAAUCACAACGGUGGGAGUGCCAAUUGGACGGAAUCGAAUCAGCGGCUGAGUCAGAGGGUGGAACAACCGGUUGACGUGAAGAUAAACGACUUAGUCGGGAACGGAAUAGCCGGAGUGCUGUACAAGUGGGUGAAUUACGGGAAAGGAUGGAGGCCGAGAUGGUUCGUAUUACAGGACGGUGUUUUGUCGUAUUACAAGAUCCACGGACGUGAUAAGAUCGUCGUGAGUCAAGAGACGGAGAAAGGUUGCAAAAUUAUCGGCGAAGAGUCCAUGCGAAGAAUCCACCGGCGGUGCAAUAAGUACGAAACUCAUCAGCACCACCUUCACCGCAAACCGUUCGGCGAAAUCCAUCUCAAGGUGUCGUCAAUCCGCGAGAGCAAAUCGGACGACAAGAGAUUUUCAAUAUUUACAGGCACAAAACGACUGCACUUAAGGGCUGAAAUGCGGGAGGACCGAUCGGCAUGGAUAGAGGCAUUGCAAGCGGUCAAAGAAAUGUUUCCGAGAAUGUCGAACAGUGAGCUGAUGGCUCCAUCUGAGAAAAUUCCCCUGUCUACCGAGAAAUUGAGACAACGGUUGUUAGAGGAGGGAGUGAGAGAAGAAGUAAUACAAGAGUGCGAAAAGAUUAUGAACGACGAGUUCGCCAUGUUGCAGAAUCAGUUGCUGUUGCUGAAGCAGAAGCAGUGGUUACUGAUGGACACCCUGAGGCAUCUGGAGGUACAUACAGAAAAGGUUGACCUGGAGAAUACAGUUGUUGAUGAGAGCCAAAGACAGUUGAGUGAUCCAGGUGCUUCCUCUAGAUUCAGGCAAGACAAAUUCAGUGAAGGUAGUCCAACUGAAUCUGAUGAUGAUAAUGAAAGAGUUGAUGCAGCAGAGGAAGAAACAGAUGAAGAUGAAACUACUUUCUUUGAUACUCGUGACUUUUUGUCGUCAAGUUCCUUCAAAAGUAAUGGGUCUGAUUUUUGGACUUCAUCUUUCUCUUCAGAUGGGGAAGGGCUUCAUAUCGAUGAAUCUGAAGAUGACAUUGAUCCAUCCAUCAGAUCAGUUGGAACUAACUAUCCUUGUAUUAAGAGACGCAAGAAACUCCCUGAUGCGAUUGAAAAAGAGAAGGGUGUCAGCCUUUGGUCAAUGAUUAAGGAUAACAUUGGCAAGGACCUGACAAAAAUUUGUCUUCCUGUUUACUUUAAUGAGCCCCUUUCUUCUCUACAAAAGUGUUUUGAAGAAUUGGAGUAUUCAUAUCUUCUUGACCGAGCAUAUGAAUGGGGGAAAAGGGGUAAUAAACUAAUGAGGAUAUUAAAUGUGGCCGCCUUUGCUGUAUCUGGUUAUGCUUCAACUGAAGGAAGAAUAUGUAAACCUUUUAAUCCACUGUUAGGCGAAACAUAUGAAGCUGACUAUCCAGAUAAAGGUCUCCGUUUUUUCUCAGAGAAGGUCAGUCAUCACCCCAUGAUUGUUGCCUGUCAUUGUGAGGGUACUGGUUGGAAAUUUUGGGGAGAUAGCAAUUUGAAGAGCAAAUUUUGGGGUCGCUCAAUUCAGCUUGACCCUGUUGGUGUCCUAACUUUAGAAUUUGAUGAUGGAGAAGUCUUUCGAUGGAGUAAGGUUACCACAUCAAUAUAUAAUCUCAUAUUGGGAAAGUUGUAUUGUGAUCACUAUGGAACAAUGCGUGUGGAGGGAAAUUAUGAGUAUUCAUGCAAGCUGAAAUUCAAGGAGCAGUCUAUCAUUGACCGCAAUCCUCACCAGGUGCAUGGUAUAGUUCAAGAUAGGAAUGGGAAAACAAUGGCAACCCUAUUUGGAAAGUGGGAUGAGAGCAUGCAUUAUGUGAUCGGAGACUUUUCAGGGAAAGGAAAAGGACUUGAAUCUUUAUCGGAUGCUCAUCUACUUUGGAAGCGGAGUGCUCCUCCUAAAUUUCCCACUAGAUAUAACUUCACACGUUUUGCCAUCACAUUGAAUGAGCUCACCCCUGGUCUAAAGGAGAAACUGCCACCAACAGAUUCAAGGCUCAGAUCUGACCAAAGGCAUUUGGAAAAUGGGGAGUACGAAAUGGCAAAUUCUGAGAAGUUACGGCUAGAGAAGCGACAGCGGCAGGCUAGAAAAAUGCAAGAGAGUGGCUGGAAACCAAGAUGGUUUGCCAAGGAUAAAGUAAGUGGCAGUUAUCGGUAUCUGGGUGGGUAUUGGGAAGCCAGAGAGAAAUCAAAUUGGAAUUCAUGUCCUGAUAUAUUUGGUCAUUUCCCUUCUGAUCAGCUCCUUGACUAAGUUGUGUUUCUCUAUUCCUUCACAUUUAUUAAUGAUUGAUUGCCCCAUAAUCAUCCCUGUAAGUACAUUAGAUUAGGAUGUUGGCAAGAAAAUAAAAAUUACCAUCUUGUUGAUUGGCAGAGAAUGAAAGAUAUUUUUUCCCUUAA
Messenger RNA from Mangifera indica (mango), 2926 nucleotides. Its product is annotated as oxysterol-binding protein-related protein 1C-like. Gene Ontology annotation, cellular component: cytosol; membrane; intracellular membrane-bounded organelle. Gene Ontology annotation, molecular function: sterol binding. The transcript is spliced from 10 exons. Lineage: Eukaryota; Viridiplantae; Streptophyta; Magnoliopsida; Sapindales; Anacardiaceae. The record is from RefSeq and is a predicted model, not a curated record. Bases 354 to 2780 code for a protein of 808 amino acids.